UAAACUUGAGAAAUAUAGAUCCACAGAAACUGAUAGAUACGUCCACUUAUAAGGAAAAUAUAUAACGAUGCGGUUGAAUUAAAGGUCGUGGAUCGUUUGGUUUUAUCUCAUACUGAACAACUUGCAUCCAACAAAAGCAAACGGCAUUGGGAACCUAAGUAUAAAGGUAUUUCACUGUACAAUAAAGUGGGCACUUGUCCAUUUGAAGGGGAACCACCUAAACCGCAACCAUGGAUAUGUGUGGUAUUGAAGACUUGAUGGCGAACACUGUAUUGGUGCAAGCUAAAAGUAACAACCCAUCCAAUAAUAAAUAUAGGAAAAGCUUCGUUCUACCGGCCAUAUCCGUGUGCGAUGAAGCGUCGAAACUCGUCGACAUAGAGAUGCAUAAUCUAACCCCAGACAACAUAAGAAGCGACCCGAAAUCCAAGGCUGCGUACGAGUUUCAUCAACUUUGUGAAAAACAACCCAUUGGUAGAGAAAUGUUCAAGAAGUUCUGUCAUUCUGCCGAAGCUGAUGUCAAGAACUUACAUUCCAUGCUUCGAUCUAUUGUUGAGUAUGAGAUCGCAUCAUUAGAGGAAAGAUCUGAUGCAUCCCAAUGCGUUGUGAAUGGAUACCUCAAACCGGAAGCUCCGUAUGAAGUUACAUCGGUUUCUGAUCAAUUGAAGAAAGCUUGCGUUAAAAUUGUACAAGGAGAUUCUUUACCUUCGGAUGAUGUCUUGAGGUUUAUACAGACUGGGAAAACUUCAGAUGAAACUGCUGCUACCUCUGUGACGUCACUAAGCGCAAUGAACCAACCCGAACUCGUCAUAAACCAUCUUUCUGACGUAGAAAAGAGGCAUCAUUACAUUAAAACAGCUUUCCAGCGAUGCAAGAAGGAAGUACAACCUUACUUGGCUGAACAUGUUUACCCACUCUAUAAAUCAAGCGAACAAUUCAAGACUUUUCUGCGAUGGAAAUGGAAAGAGAAGGAAGAAGUCAUGGAGGAAGACUUCCAUCCAUUCCGUCUUCUGGGCAAAGGGGGGUUCGGGGAAGUUUAUGCUUACCAGGUUAAGGUGACUGGGAAGAUGUACGCUUGUAAGAAAAUCGAUAAACGGAAGAUGAAGAAAAUGCACGCACAAGGUGUCGUCAUGUCGGAGAAGAUUACGUUGGAAGCCGUGAAUAGCCCCUUUGUUGUGAGUCUAACUUACGCUUACGAGAAUAAGAAUCAUCUCAACUUGGUGAUGACGUUGAUGGGGGCGGGUGACUUGAGGUUUCAUAUCUACGAGACUAACGAAGAUGGAAAGAAGAGAGGCCUCACCACCGAAAGGACGAAGUUUUAUUCAGCUCAGAUUAUUCUCGGGUUGGAUCAUUUACAUCGGGAGAAUAUUUUGUACAGGGAUAUGAAACCAGAGAACGUGUUGUUGGACGACAAAGGGAACGUAAGGUUGGCCGACCUUGGGUUGGUUUGUAUACUUGGUGAAGGAGAGAAAACAAAAGGCAGGGCAGGAACAAUCGGGUUUAUGCCGCCUGAGAUGUUGCAAAGUAAGCAAUAUUCAUAUGGGGUGGACUGGUUUUCAUUGGGUUGCACAAUCUUUGAAAUGAUUGAAGCGAGAGGACCAUUCGUGUCAAAGGGCAAGAACAAGAGGAAACAUUGCGUGGAAUCAACAGCAGAGAAAACAAUCAACGAAAAACAUAAGUUCAAGAAAACCCACGAACCCUCGUUGGUCGAUCUUAUUGAUAAACUGUUGGUUAAGAAGGUUGAAGAUCGGUUGGCUGGUGACGAAAAAUCAGCGGAGGCAAUAAAAAGACAUCCAUAUUUUGCUGAUUUAAAUUGGGAGAGGUUGGAAGCCGGGGUCAUACCGCCGCCUUUUGUUCCUGACCCACGACAAGUUUACGCCAAAGAUGUUUCCGAUAUCAGACUUGGAAGCGAAGCCAAAGGUGUCGUGCUCACCAAAGAAGACACGGAUUUUCAUAAAAAGUUUUCAUCAGGAAGAGUUGCAAUACCCUGGCAGCAGGAAAUGUUAGAGACGGGAUUAUUUGAAGAUGUGCUGAGUCGCCCUAAUCCCGUUGUGCCAGUCGUCGAUUCAAAAAAAUCAAAAUCGAAAGUUUGCGCUUUACUUUAAAUAUUCACGAUAGGAAAUUAUUUCAUGUUUAUUUCUUGCGCGAAAUAUUUUGCUGCUGGGCGUAACAAAGGAAUAUCGCAACUGGUAAAUAUAAAUAAUGUAAACAAAUAUUUGUUAGCCGCAGUGAAAAUAUGCAUUUCAUAUCAUUAUUAGUAUUGUGCCAAGAUAAUUAAACUGCAUUCAGGGACACUUGUGUUUAACUUUGUAAAGUCAUUGUGAAACAUGUUUGUUUUUGUUUAACAAAUAAAAUAUUUAUAAAAAUA
Ciona intestinalis (vase tunicate) is the source of this 2365-nucleotide messenger RNA. The record is from RefSeq and is a predicted model, not a curated record. NCBI's taxonomy places the organism in Eukaryota, Metazoa, Chordata, Ascidiacea, Phlebobranchia, Cionidae.